AUGCCUCCGACAAGACUCACAAUCCCCCUCACCAUCCUCGUCCCCGCCGAGCCCCUCACCCGCUUCUCCUUCGCCCCCUUCGGCGACGUGAUAGAGAACCCCCACCCGGACGUCCUCCCCGCCGCCUCCCUCCCGCCCGCCGUCUCGGCCUCCUUCUCCGCCGUCCCCGCCAACCAGGGCACCGCCAUCAAGUACCAGCACGUCUCGGCCCCGCUCGACCUCUACGCCCAGGCGCCCAGCGGCGCCGCCAGGCCCGUCGUCAGCCUCUUCUCCUGCGCCGCCCGCGCCCUCGAGCCCGCCCGCCCCGCCGCCGCCGCCCCGCCCAUCUCCACCCUGCUGCCCUACACCACCUACGCCGGCCCCGAGCGCGGCGGCCGCUUCCGCGUCGCCGUCCUCGAGCGCCACCCCUUCACCACCCAGACCUUCGCCCCGCUCGCCGCCUCCGCCGGCGUCCACGCCGCAGCAUACCUCGUCAUCGUCGCCCCGACCCUCGCCGCCACCUUGGGCUCCGAGACCGACGCCCUCCCGGCCCCGGCCACCGGCGGCAAGGGGCCCGGCCUGCCCGACCUCAAGGGCCUCAAGGCCUUCGUCGCCUACCCGGGCCAGGCCGUGACCUACGGCGCCGGCACCUGGCACGCGCCCAUGGUGGCCCUCGGCCCCCAGGGCACCGCCAUCGACUUCGUCGUCACCCAGUUCGCGAGCGGCGUCGCCGUCGAGGACUGCCAGGAGGUCGAACUCGACGCCGCCUCCGAAGGCGCCGGGGUCGUGGUCCAGGUCCCGGAGAGAAUGCCUCCAGCUUCCAAGCUGUGA
Molecule: messenger RNA, 810 nt
Organism: Colletotrichum navitas
Lineage: Eukaryota; Fungi; Ascomycota; Sordariomycetes; Glomerellales; Glomerellaceae
Product: ureidoglycolate hydrolase
Exons: 1
Coding region: 1-810 (269 amino acids)
Biological process (GO): allantoin catabolic process
Molecular function (GO): ureidoglycolate lyase activity; ureidoglycolate hydrolase activity
Source: RefSeq, a predicted model, not a curated record